GAGUGUCUUGUCCAUACUGAUGCACUGACAGGACAAGUAGAACACGAUCAGACAACCUGGAGACUGCAGGCACUCACACUGGAAUCUGCAUCAGUAAGGAUUAGAAGCUUCAGCCUGAGAGGCACAGAUCUGGGACCAGCUGUGGCAUUCUCCCUCAGAGAUGCUUCAUCAUUCCUGACACUACUCUGCAUUGCACUGUUCAACCCAGGACUGUAUCAGGCAGAUCCUGAUGCAGCCCCAGUUCCCUCAUGCUUCUGCUGUCUGCGUGUAAAUGUCAAUGCAUAAACUAGAGAGCACUCCUGCCCCUCCCUGUGUGAUGCAUUUCAGGAGAACCAGGAUCCCUCAUCUAUCAUGGGCAAUAAGCAAACAAUAUUUACAGAUGAACAGCUAGACGCAUACCAGGACUGCACCUUCUUUACACGAAAAGAAAUUCUCCGGUUACACGGGAUAUUCUACGAGCUGGCACCUAGCAUUGUGCCGAUGGAUUAUACAGAUGACCCGGAUGUCAAACUGCCAAUCCAACUAAUAAUUAACAUGCCAGAGCUAGUGGAGAAUCCUUUCAAGGAGAGAAUUGUUCAGUCCUUCUCUGAAGAUGGAGACGGAAACCUCAGUUUCAAUGACUUUGUUGACAUGUUAUCUGUGAUGAGUGAAAUGGCUCCACGUGAGCUCAAGGCAAUCUACGCAUUUAAAAUCUAUGAUUUCAACACUGACAACUUCAUUUGUAAAUCAGACCUAGAGAAAACAAUAAAUAAACUGACAAGAGAAGAACUGGAGGAAGAAGAGGUAAAUCUGGUCUGUGAGAAGGUCAUUGAAGAAGCUGAUAUGGAUGGGGACGGUAAAUUGGCAUUUGCAGAUUUUGAGAACAUGAUUUCCAAAGCUCCAGAUUUUCUCAGUACUUUUCAUAUACGAAUAUGAAGAUAGCAAUUGGAAACCUUUUCUGCUUCAGAACUGCUGAAUCUCAGGCAUCGCCAGGUACUGGCCUCACUUACUGUGCAAAAACAUUAAUAAAAUAGCUCCAUCUGCUGAAAUGAAGCUGACCUUGCAUCAGGAAUCUUUUUCCGAAAUUUGAGGAUGCAUUUCUGUGCAGUCUUUUUAUCGAUUCAAUUUUUGUUAAUGAUAUUGAUGCAAAAAAGAACAUAAGAUCUAAAACUGGAACAGGAGGGGAUGACAAGCCUUAUUUGCUGAAUGAGUAAAGAAGAAUUACAGAUAAACAUAAACUGUGCAAAUGACAAUAUGAACAUGUGUAAGGGCAGUCUUGCUGCAGAAGAAAAUAGGCAGCCAUUCAAUAUCUCAUUUCUUGCAACCUUCAUUCAGCUGGAUUAUUUUUUUUUUCUGGUAGGUAUAAUUCACACCAAUGGUUUGGAGUAAUAAGUAAUUUUUCCUAAGGGCUUUUUCCUAGCAAAGUAAAGCAUGUCCUUCAAGAAAUUCAGAGUUAGAAUCCAUUACGGAAAACACAGUAAUGUGAGCAAUUAAUUGCCAUUCAAGAUCAAUGUUCUCUCUCUCUCUCUCUAUAUAUAUAUAUAUAUAAAUAUAUACAUAUACCACGGAAAAGUGAUUCUAAUUUAUGAACAGUGUGAAGAUUCUAUCAAACACGAGAAUGUGUGGUGCUUUGAGCUAUCCUCUCCUUUCUGUAAUAGUUGAAUCAUUGACAAGCUUGAAUGGAGGAAGACAUUAAGAAACAGGUGUGAAAAUGACUUGCUGGCUGUAAUGAACUCCAUGUAGAUGUUCUUCCAGAAAGAUUUCUUAAUAUUUUAGUGGCUUUUGAGCACAGCGUGAGCAUUUUUUUGCAGCAAGGCAAUACAAUCUAUUCAAGGUUUAACACAAUGGAAGUUUAAUAAGUACAAGAAAGGUUAUAAGGGCUAGAAUGGGUGACAGAAGCUCACUCCAACCCAGGGGCACAUUGAAGAUAAAAAGCACUGGAACGUUUCCAAGUGAUAAGUAAGUGGACAUUUUAAUGACUGUGCUUUUGUAGCGUCUCACAUAAAAACUACUAUGGUGCCUUUCAUAGCGAAGCUGCAUUUAUGUACAUCUCCAGUAGAACAUACCCUUGAUGUUCAUUUACAGAGCAAUUAAAGGAAAAAAAUGCUGUUGUAA
Molecule: messenger RNA, 2094 nt
Organism: Xenopus laevis (African clawed frog)
Lineage: Eukaryota; Metazoa; Chordata; Amphibia; Anura; Pipidae
Gene: cib2.L
Product: calcium and integrin-binding family member 2
Exons: 6
Coding region: 352-915 (187 amino acids)
Biological process (GO): calcium ion homeostasis
Cellular component (GO): photoreceptor inner segment; cytoplasm; stereocilium
Molecular function (GO): magnesium ion binding; calcium ion binding
Source: RefSeq, a predicted model, not a curated record